This is a messenger RNA of Cucumis sativus (cucumber), 1323 nucleotides long. Its product is annotated as acetylajmalan esterase-like. The transcript has 5 exons. Gene Ontology annotation, molecular function: hydrolase activity, acting on ester bonds. The record is from RefSeq and is a predicted model, not a curated record. Bases 2 to 1141 code for a protein of 379 amino acids. NCBI's taxonomy places the organism in Eukaryota, Viridiplantae, Streptophyta, Magnoliopsida, Cucurbitales, Cucurbitaceae.
UAUGGCUUCUUCUUCUUCUUCUUCUUCUUCUAUAACUUCAUUUGUUUUUCCAUUUCUCUUUCUUUUUCUUCUUCUUUCUCCUUCCUCUAACGCUGAUUCACUAAAAGCUUGUAACUUCGAUGGUAUUUACCAACUCGGCGACUCCAUCUCCGACACCGGAAAUCUCAUUCGAGAAAAUCCCAACACCCCUUUUUCUCAUCUUCCUUAUGGUCAAACAUUCUUCAACAGCACCCCAACAGGUCGUUGCUCCAAUGGCCUACUUAUCAUAGAUUACUUUGCUUUAGAUGCAAGACUUCCAUUGGUGAAUCCUUACCUUAACAAAGAUGCAUUGACAAGGCAUGGAAUCAACUUCGCAGUAGCUGGCUCUACUGCUUUGUCUUCUGAACUACUUUCGAAGAAGAAAAUCUCAUCUCUACUCACUAACUCUUCCCUCGACCUUCAACUUGAUUGGAUGUUCUCUCAUUUCAAUUCCAUUUGCUACGAUCAAAAAGAUUGCGACGAGAAGUUAAAGAAUGCUUUGUUCUUGGUGGGUGAAAUUGGUGCAAAUGAUUAUAAUUAUGCCUUGCUACAAGGAAAAACUAUUGAAGAGGUAAAAGAAAUGGUACCAGAAGUUGUUCAAGCCAUAAAGAAUGCAGUUGAGAGAGUGAUAAGCUACGGUGCUACUCGAGUUGUUGUUUCUGGAAACUUUCCAAUUGGAUGUUUUCCCAUCUCCCUCACUGUCUUCCAAACCAAUAAUACAACAGAUUACGACGAAUACGACGAAUAUCACUGUUUGAAAAGUUUGAAUGCGUUGGCGAGUUAUCACAAUGAUCAAAUAAAACAAGUUAUCGAAGUACUCAAGAAAGAAAAUCUACACACUGUUAUCGUAUACGGUGACUACUAUAACGCAUUUUUAUGGAUUCUACGUCGCGCUUCUAUGCUCGGGUUUGACAAUGGUUCUUUGCAAAAAUCAUGCUGUGGAAUUGGAGGAGAUUACAACUUUGAUUUGAAGAGAACUUGUGGAAAUAAUGGAGUAGGUGUUUGUCCAAACCCAGAUAAAGUUAUUAGUUGGGAUGGAGUUCAUUUGACUCAAAAGGCUUACAAAUACAUAGCAGAUUGGCUCAUCCUCAACAUCUCUCCAAAACUUAAUUGCACUCUUUAAUUUUGUUUAAUAAACAACUGGUUUUCCUUUUUUUUUCUUCUUUUUUGUAAUUAAUAAGGAACCUCUUAUGAAGUUUUUCAAUAAAGUGCAAGUGAGCAUAGUUGGCAUUCCAAUUAUGUGAGCGGAGAAAUAAUUGCAAAUGUAGUAAUUAGAUUCAAAAAUCCAAUUUGAAAUAUAUUAGU